AUGGGACUUGCUGGAACUAAAGUAAAACAAAGAUUUGGGUUGGAUCCUAGAAAUACUAAUUGGUCCAAUGACACUUCCAGAUUUGGUCAUCAGUACUUAGAAAAGAUGGGGUGGAAACCAGGGAAAGGUUUAGGAUUAGUUCAGCAUGCAAUGACCACCCAUGUCAAAGUACAUAUAAAGGACGAUAACCUUGGUCUUGGAGCAAAAUUAGGCAAGAAACAAAAGAAAGAUGAUUUGGAUGGAGAUUGUGCUGGACUUGAUGUUUUUCAACGAAUUUUGGGGAGAUUAAAUGGUAAGGAAGAUCAAAUAAAUAAAGAGUUGGACAGACAACGUAAUGAAAAUAUAAUAAAUGGGAAAUGGGGUAUGCAAUUUGUAAAGGGAGAGGUUCUUCAAAGUACUUGGAAUACCGAGACUAAACUGUUAAUUUCCUAUCAUAACACGGAAACUGAAACUUCCAAAAGAAAGCACAAUGAUGAUGACGAUGAUCUGGAAGAGCAACCUAAGUUGAAAAAGGAGAAGAAGAGCAAGAAGGAAAAAGCGGAAAAGAGGGAGAAGAAGGACAAGAGAGAUAAGAAAGAGAGUGGAGAGAAGAAAGAAAAGAAAGAAAAGAAGGCAAAGAAAGAAAAGAAAGAGAAGAAGGCAAAGAAAGAGAAGAAAGAAAAGAAGACAAAGAAGGAGAAGCAUGAUAAGAAAGAAAUGUCCACACCAGACAGGCUGUAUAGUUUAUCACCACUGUCUUCUGAAUCUGGGCCAAUUUCCAGUAGACUUUCUGUUAGAGCUAAGUGGAUUAAACAGAAAAGAGCUUCAGUUAUGGAUGCUAAAGCUCUUAAUGAGAUCUUCAUGGUUGCUAGCUAG
Molecule: messenger RNA, 855 nt
Organism: Spathaspora passalidarum NRRL Y-27907
Lineage: Eukaryota; Fungi; Ascomycota; Pichiomycetes; Serinales; Debaryomycetaceae
Product: telomerase inhibitor
Exons: 1
Coding region: 1-855 (284 amino acids)
Molecular function (GO): nucleic acid binding
Source: RefSeq, a predicted model, not a curated record